Molecule: messenger RNA, 624 nt
Organism: Penicillium maclennaniae
Lineage: Eukaryota; Fungi; Ascomycota; Eurotiomycetes; Eurotiales; Aspergillaceae
Product: Mitochondrial protein Fmp25
Exons: 1
Coding region: 1-624 (207 amino acids)
Biological process (GO): mitochondrial respiratory chain complex III assembly
Cellular component (GO): mitochondrial inner membrane
Source: RefSeq, a predicted model, not a curated record
AUGUACAAGUACUCGGCGAAUGUCACGGGAAUUGCUGCUGGUGGCGCCAGUACCUUUUUCACCGUGGAUGCUAAACGGAUCCUCGGCCCUGAGGAAGACGCCGCCAACGUCCGCGGCUUGGGGAAUGUGACUGUCGACACAUGGUCGUGCGGUAGAGGCAUUUGGGGCACUCUUGGAACUGGCAAGUGGAUUCACCUUCAAGACUCACCUAUGAAGGUGAAAGACUUGAGCGGGCUGGACGAGUAUGACGAAAAGACGAAGCAGACAACACCAAUCCGCCCUCGCGCAAUGUCCGUGGGUACCACCCACGUCGCUGCCAUUUUGGACAACAGAACAUGUCUCAGCUCUGCAACGACCGACUCUGUAAACAAAUCGGAGGACUUUGGCUACGAGGUGUUUUGGUGGGGAGGCAACGAGCACUUUCAACUGGGCACUGGCAAGCGAACCAACCUUGCCAAACCAAAUCAUAUUAAGGCCCCCCCGCAGAACAAGAAGCAGCAUGAAACUGAGGCCCGACUGCAGAUCAUGCCUCGACACAAGGGACCGGUUGGCAAGCGUAAUGUGAGUAUGGAACAGCGGGUUGAAUGUGGAAGACACGUCUCCGCCAUUUACUCCGCUGUAUAG